ACUUGUAAUUGUAAUAAAAUAGUGGCAAUAAUGAAUGAUAAUACGGACAAUGAUAGCAAUUAAUGAACGACUUCAACUUGACCCCUUACCACUUCACCUUGCUCACUACUCUACGACUCACCUCUCUCCACCCGCCGGCGAAUUGUAACUGCCAACCGUUAACCUACGCCGGCGUGGCAAUGUUAACAGCAAGAUCACCGUCACACUCACUCCGUUGUAACAACCACUUCUUGGUGCUGGUGGUGGCAGUUAUUCUCCUCCUCCUUCUUCUUCUACCUUAUUCCUCUCUCGCUAUCCGAACUACUCACUCCGAUCGAAUCGACUCCCAACUCACCAACUCCACUGCCGACUCCAACGUCUCUCUCUCCACAACAUCUCGACAAGGUUCAUUCGCCGACAUCAUUGAUCGUGCUCUUCAGCACGAGUUCACCGAAGAAAACGAUGAUCAAAACCAACAAGUGCCUGAAUCGGGAGGUUUCAACAACAGUGUAGCAGAACAACAGGCUGUACUGGAGACUGUAGCCAGAGUCACACCGAACAAAAAUGACAGCAAAGAUGAAAAGUCAUUUCAACUCCAUAGAGGUGAAGACACCCCAAUGUUAAUUGAUCGAAAGGACAAUGUAUUUAUCAUUUCUAACUUUAAAUCCAAGUAUCCGGUGCUGCAGCUAGAUUUACGAUUGAUUUCAGACUUGGUAGUUGCUAUUGUUUCGGCAACUUGUGGUGGUGUCGCGUUUGCUUUUGCUGGACAACCGGUCAUUACUGGCUAUCUUCUAGCUGGCUCCAUUAUUGGUCCCGGAGGCUUUAACUUCAUCAAUGAAAUGGUGCAGGUGGAAACAGUGGCUCAAUUCGGCGUGAUAUUUAUUCUUUUUGCAUUGGGCCUGGAGUUUUCCAUGACAAAGCUUCGAGUUGUUCGAUCUGUUGCUGUUCUUGGUGGCUUACUUCAGAUUUUUCUAUUUAUGUGCAUGUGUGGUUUUACUGUAUCGUUAUGUGGUGGUAAAGCUUCAGAAGGGAUUUUUGUUGGUGCUUUCCUUUCUAUGUCUUCAACAGCAGUGGUUUUGAAGUUUUUGAUGGAAAAGAACACUACUAAUGCCCUUCAUGGACAAGUCACAAUUGGGACCCUUAUUUUACAGGAUUGUGCUGUUGGAUUGCUCUUUGCAUUGCUUCCAGUUUUGGGUGGCACCUCAGGUGUUUUUCAAGGAGUGUUAUCAAUGACAAAGCUGUUGGUGACAUUGAUUGCAUUUCUCUCUAUUCUGUCAAUAUUGUCUCGCACUUGCCUUCCGUGGUUGCUUAAACUGAUGAUAAGUCUGUCGUCACAGACAAAUGAACUCUAUCAGCUGGCGUCUGUUGCAAUCUGCUUGCUUGUAGCCUGGUGUAGCGAUAAGCUGGGAUUAAGUCUAGAACUAGGUUCCUUUGCUGCUGGAGUGAUGAUUGCAACCACUGAUCUGGCUCCACAUACACUAGAACAAAUUGAACCCAUUUGCAAUCUUUUCGCUGCACUUUUCCUUUCAAGCAUUGGAAUGCUGAUUCAUGUUCAUUUUCUCUGGAACCAUGUUGAUAUUUUGGUAGCAUCGGUUAUUUUGGUGAUUGCUAUAAAAACAAUCAUAAUUGCUUCAGUUGUAAAAGGAUUUGGUUACAAUAACAAGACUUCAGUACUUGUAGGAAUGUCCAUGGCACAGAUAGGAGAAUUUGCUUUUGUUCUUCUCAGUCGUGCUUCAAAUCUUCAUUUAGUUGAGGGUAAGCUAUAUCUGCUGCUUCUUGGGACCACAGCUCUUAGUCUGGUGACGACUCCUUUACUUUUCAAGCUGAUUCCUGCUGUAGUGCAUCUUGGUGUGCUAUUGAGGUGGUUUUCUCCUGACAGUGCAGUAGAGAUUGGAUACAAGGUAGAUAACCUCCGCUCAGAUAGUGGCAAGCAGCGAGUAGUUUUGAUAGACCAAGAAGCUCAUGAUUGUUAAUCAUUGCACUGCACCAAGGAAAUUUGUUGCGUGUCCUUAUUUUUCGACAGGGUUAUGGAUCCAAGUAUCCAUCAUCCCAUCCUGUUCCAUGAUGGCUACUUGCAUAUCAAACUGACCAAAUACUAACAAAAGAAAACCAAUCCGAACCCCAGUGAAGUAAAGAACAGGGGAGGGGAUUGAUAUAAGAGUAAAGACAACUGACAAGACCAACAUUGAUGCAGUGGAAGAUAUUUAUUCCAUAAAUUCAUUCUACAUUUAUUUAUUUUUCUCAUGCUCAUAAAUGUAUGAUGUGGUUUUAACGAUGUAAUCUGAUGCCAUUAUCCCUACUGACUGCCCGCCUUUCUGGACAUUUUUAUUGUGUUUUGUUGUAUAUAGUGUAUUGUAUAAUAUCUGUUUUAAUGUAUUGUAUAAUAUCUGAUUUGAUUAAUUCAUUUGUUUCAAAUUCAAUA
Medicago truncatula (barrel medic) is the source of this 2401-nucleotide messenger RNA. Its product is annotated as K(+) efflux antiporter 6. The coding region runs from base 63 to 1952 and encodes 629 amino acids. Lineage: Eukaryota; Viridiplantae; Streptophyta; Magnoliopsida; Fabales; Fabaceae. The record is from RefSeq and is a predicted model, not a curated record. The transcript is spliced from 20 exons. Gene Ontology annotation, cellular component: membrane. Gene Ontology annotation, biological process: proton transmembrane transport; potassium ion transmembrane transport. Gene Ontology annotation, molecular function: potassium:proton antiporter activity.